This is a messenger RNA of Mucor mucedo, 1005 nucleotides long. RefSeq lists its product as uncharacterized. Lineage: Eukaryota; Fungi; Mucoromycota; Mucoromycetes; Mucorales; Mucoraceae. The transcript has 2 exons. The record is from RefSeq and is a predicted model, not a curated record. The annotation marks the transcript as partial.
AUGUUGGUACAUCAAGAUCACCAUAUGGGAUCUGACCAUGUACCAGUGUCGCUCUCAUUUAGUAUGACUAGUAACCUACCGCCACCAUCUGCGCAUCCAAGAUUACUAUGGAACCUUUCCCGAUUAGGUCAAGAAAAAUACCAUAAAAAAUAUAUCUCACUCUUUACAGAAAAAAUUUCACCACUCCACCUGGAACUCCAACAGGAGUUACAAGAUGCGAUGAGUAAUGGUACUUCAACACACAACGACAGCGAUCCACCUGAUAUCAACUAUCUGGCCAAUGAAUUGACAGACAUUAUCCAUCACUGCUUGGAUCUAUCUGUCGGACGUAAAAAACCAAAACAGCCUGGUGAUGCCUACUUUUGGACGCCAACUCUGCAAAAAUUAUUGGAUACAAGGGAUCAAGCACACCGUGCCUGGAAACGCUGUUCCAAUGGCUUGAACAAGGCACUAAAAUGGGUAGAAUAUACUGAUGCAAUGGCCCUAUACCGGAUCGAAUUAAAACGACAACGUAGAGAGACAUGGAAAAAUUUUUGUAGCAAAUUGUCAGAUGGUUCCUUUUCUGAAACCACAUCCAUCAUCAAAAAAUUACGUAGAAAAAAGGUAAUCUCACCCUCUUUCUCUCACCCUGAAGGUCCAAAAGCAGCAGCCACUGUAAUGGCCCGACAUUUAAGAGGUGUUUUUUCUGGAGACACUCUCCCUGAACUACGUCCUUCUGCCCCACUGAUACCAAUGGGACCAGCAAUAACGGAUCCCUGCGAUUACAAACUUGGUGAAUGUCCUUUUACAGUCGAUGAGGUGAUUAUUAGCCUCCAGUACAAACUGGCUCGACGAAAAGCACCUGGGGUUGACCAUCUUCGAACUGAAAUGCUCAUACCUAUAUGUGAUGCCAUCGCUCCAAUUCUGGCUAUGCUCUACAGCUUGUGCUGGAUUUGGUCUAUUGUACCCAAAGCAUGGAACACGGCUCAAGUCGUACCCAUAUUUAAAAAAGGUGAUCCCUUACAA